AUGGCUUAUGUCGAAGUGCUAAAAGAAAUUUUAUCAACCGGUUUUAAUGCUAAUAAGUUUUUCAAAAAGACCGAAUUUACGUAUAUUCAAAAGAAACGGGCAGAGGAAGCCCUAUUUGACGCGUUAGAGGCCAUUGUAUCUGAGAAUGGCGAACAAGCCGUAAAAGCUCAAAAACUGAUCGCCAAUUUUAGCGAGGUUGUCAACUCUGCAACUGCACUAGGCUUUUGGAAUGUUCUCCGCAUUCGCGAAGAGAAAGUUAAUACUCAAACUGCACAAAUUAUAUUACAAGAAAAAGAAGAACAAAAUGCUUGUCAAAUAAGAUCUAAUAUGUUAAAUGAGCAUAUUCAAGUAUUAGAAAGAAAAAGACGAAAUGCGGACGAUUAUGGAGAAGGAUUAUCAACUCCGCCAACUAAGGAUUUCUCGUCAGACUCCGACUCUGAGAUUAUAUCAGUUUCUCUUACGAACAUCUUUCUUGAAACUUCUGUCGAGCUUGAGAGGAUUCCAGACCAGACAGCCGAAUCGGAUGCACCUCGCAUUCCCCCUCCCCGUCAAGCUCAAAUUCAGUUUAAUAGUGAGGACAACGAUUUAUAUUAUCAAUAUGAGAACGAGAAUGCAUCAGCCGAGGUUCAAGACCUCAUCGCAAAGAUGAAAAAUGUAGAUCAUCGUCUUUUUGAAUAUCGUAUUGUCAACCUCUCCGAAAAAAGUCUCGUAGACCCAAUAAAUAAAGUCUUUUCGGAUGAUGAUAAAAAAAGAAUGAGAAAAUUCUGGGAAGUGGUAAAGAGUAUAAAGCCUCUAAUUGACAAGUAUGCGCUUGCUGUUGAGGUGAAGCCAGAAUUAGUUUUUGAUGAUUAUGUGGAGCUAUCAUCAACAAAAAUUAUCUUCAAAAUACCAUUCGAAGACGAGUUUGAUUUCAAAAAACAUUAUGACAUGUUAUGGGUACAAGAUAUCUAUCAGCGAUUUAUUUUCUUGUUCGCCUCUUCUUUUAACAUGCUUCGCGAUGCAAAUACAUUGGAGAUAGCUUACAGAGAAUCAUUUGUUAAUCCUAUAAUUCCCAAGGCAUUCGAGGAUAUGAACGACAAGAUCAGUGGAGAGAUAGAGAGCGCAUUACGUAAACAACAUCGAAACCAGACAAAAGGCCAAAAGCCUCGGGUAAUGCUUGGGUCAAAUCAUGACGGGAUUCUAAAGAUUUACAUGAAUGCAAGUGAGAUAGAGAUUGGAUUCUUAGAGGUUGUAGGGAACGCAAUGGUUGUGGAUCUUAAAAAAUGUCGUGAAGAUCUGGAGAAAUUGUUUAAGGUGAUGCAGUUGUCAAUAUUUUACCAGCGACAGCACCAACUACGACGUAAUGCAACAGAAGAACAACUUGACUGCCUUCAAAGUUUUGGUGUAUUUGUGUUCCAGCGUGAGACAACAAUCUACACAAUGCACCGUUAUAAAGGAGGUUUGCACAUUGUUGACAUCCUUACAAACUUCACGAUUCCGGACAACAAGGACCAGGCAUAUGUGCUAGAUGAAAUCGUAGAAAAAGUUUAUUUUUUUAAGAGCCGUGUAAUGGAUUAUUACCUUAAGUUGCAGGAAAUCUCGCGGAAGGCGCAGAAAUAUACUCCCUCAAAUGAAAAUCCGUUAGAAGCGUCACCAGCAAAAAAAAAACAAUUGCAAAACGAAUCAAGGAUAGAGGAAAUAAUUCCCAAGAAAUGA
Messenger RNA from Ambispora gerdemannii, 1695 nucleotides. NCBI's taxonomy places the organism in Eukaryota, Fungi, Glomeromycota, Glomeromycetes, Archaeosporales, Ambisporaceae. The record is from the annotation of a GenBank genome assembly.